AUGGAUUCGUCGUCAAAUGGAGGAGUGCCACCUGGGUUUCGUUUUCAUCCGACGGACGAAGAACUUCUCCAUUACUAUUUGAAGAAGAAAAUCUCUCACCAGAAGUUUGAGAUGGAAGUUAUCAGAGAGGUUGACUUAAACAAGCUUGAGCCAUGGGAUUUACAAGAGAGAUGCAAGAUAGGGUCAACUCUUCAAAACGAAUGGUAUUUCUUUAGCCACAAGGACAGGAAAUAUCCGACGGGAUCAAGGACAAACCGUGCUACUCAAGCAGGGUUCUGGAAGGCGACGGGACGUGACAAGUGCAUAAGGAGUUCUUACAAGAAGAUAGGAAUGAGGAAGACUCUUGUGUUCUACAAAGGAAGAGCUCCUCAUGGGCAAAAGACUGAUUGGAUCAUGCAUGAGUACCGUCUUGAAGAUGCUGACGAUCCUCAAUUCAACCCUAGUGUAUGUUUCUUAUUUCGGCAUUCUUUGCAAAAUUUUAGACUAUAA
Eruca vesicaria subsp. sativa (arugula) is the source of this 489-nucleotide messenger RNA. NCBI's taxonomy places the organism in Eukaryota, Viridiplantae, Streptophyta, Magnoliopsida, Brassicales, Brassicaceae. The record is from the annotation of a GenBank genome assembly.